Messenger RNA from Ornithodoros turicata, 641 nucleotides. Its product is annotated as putative ferric-chelate reductase 1 homolog. The record is from RefSeq and is a predicted model, not a curated record. Gene Ontology annotation, cellular component: membrane. NCBI's taxonomy places the organism in Eukaryota, Metazoa, Arthropoda, Arachnida, Ixodida, Argasidae. The coding region runs from base 94 to 549 and encodes 151 amino acids. The transcript has 4 exons.
GAAGGUUAGCAGCUUCUGAACCGGUUGAUUUCUGUGUCGGUUGUGAAGCGGUGAGCACGCACUUCCAUCCCGCUAACGGAAUCGGUAAGAAUCAUGUGGGCUGCUUUCACCGUCAUCGUCUUGGUGGCCGCCGUGCAGGGAUACCCGAGCGGUGCUCCAGAGUCCAGGUGCGACGACCCAAGGCCCAAGCACCCUGGUAGCGAAGAAAUAGCGGCGGAUAAGAUUACGCACUUGCAACUAAAGCAGAGUGCUAGGGACUUCAAGAAUGGCGAUGUCAUUGAAGUGACCCUGGUGUCGACCGGAGCGCCCUUCAAGGGGUUCCUUGUCAAGGCUUUUGUCGACAACGGAAACGAGGUCGGAGGACAGUUCUUGCCAGGCGAAGGAGUUAAGGUCAUCACCAAGUGUUCUGCCAUCACCCACAACAACAACAACCCGAAGCAGGAGGUCGUUCUCAAGUGGAAGGCCGACAUUGCCCAAGGCACGGUCCACUUCAAGGCGACAGUUGUGGAAAACGUCAAGAAAUACUACAUUGGCUUGGAAAGCCACUGACGUUAACGAAUGCCACCUCGUUACACUUUGUUACUUUGUUAUACUCGUUUUGCUUCAUGGAACACAAAAUAAAUACCCUUUCAUUUCACCUG